Molecule: messenger RNA, 1483 nt
Organism: Caenorhabditis sp. 36 PRJEB53466
Lineage: Eukaryota; Metazoa; Nematoda; Chromadorea; Rhabditida; Rhabditidae
Source: the annotation of a GenBank genome assembly
AUGACCCUCCGUACGUGGCUUCUUCUUGCCACAUCAUACCUUCUCGCUCUUGCUCAGUCGAGCACUCAAGCGCCAGGACUGACUGAUAGGAGCUGCGGGAACGAUCUCACGAACCUUUGGCUCGAUGUCGUUGUGGUGGUGGACAAUUCGAAGGGAAUGACUCAAGAAGGAUUAGUGCAGGUACGUAUGGACAAUUGAUUUUUGAACGGAGCAGUCGGCAGCGAAUUAAUAAUUAAACAGCGCUCUCGUUAUCAGGUGGCUGCUCAAAUCGUGACCGUUUUUGGAGAAGGCACGCGAAUCGGAACGAACUACGCCGACAAACGGUCGACCAGAGUCGGACUGGUCACUUACAACAAAGAAUCGACAAUUGUAAGAUAAUGGGAAGUUAUCCGGGAAGUGAAUCAUUUUCAGCAAGCUGAUCUGAAUCGUUUCCAAUCAGCCGACGACUUCUUCAACACGGUGUUCCAAAUCCUUCCAACUCCGAGCACUUCCGAUCAAGUUUACCUUGCCAAGUAUGAUCAGUGUUUGAGCAAUUAAACAUUCCGUUCGUUCAGAGGAAUCGGAGCAGCAGAGCAAGUGCUCGCUUCCGGCCGAGCGAACAACACUCGCAAGAACUACAAGCAGUUUGUGAUAGUCUAUGCAUCGGACUAUCGGGAUGACGGACAAGAGGAUCCGCGUCCGAUUGCCGAGAGACUCAAAGCCUCCGGAGUGAACAUUGCCACCGUGGCAUUCGACCAGGAAGGAAGUGAGAGCAUUCUGAAAGCCCUUGGAGAAAUCGCCACGCCUGGGUUCAACUUCACCAACAAAGACGCUGAUAAUGUUGGAGCUCUUCAGAAAGCUAUGAUUCAAAGUGAGCAAGGGAGCUGCUGACAUUUUCAGUUCUUUUGUUUUCUUUCAGCCAACUGCUUCUGCUCCAAUCUCUGGACUCAAUAUCGUACCAAUUUCAACGACGAAUAUUCUUCAAAGUACGGCGUCUGCUUGAGACCGGUCGCCCUGACUGCUGCCUGGGCUCCCGCCAAGUUUGCGUGCCAGAAUAUGAUUCAGACUGGGUACAUGGUGACUGAAUACAAUCAGCACAAACAUGACUACGUAUUCAGUAGGCUCAUUAUCUCUGUUUCAUUUGUCAUUGCUUGUUCGCUUUCAGAAAUGGUUCAAAAUGACACUGCGUUCCCAGAACCGUACGUUUACCACAUCGGACUGAGCUACGUGAACGGAGGGUAUUACUGGCAGCAGCCGGUCGGACAGACUCUCAAACCGGUAAGAACCCGUAGAGCUCAACAUUCUGAUUCUUUUUCAGUUUCAGCUCGGCGACGGCAUCUGGAACCCCGGCUUCCCGCAACUCUCCACUCAGAACACGGCCGUUCUGAACCAACAGGAAGGAAGUGCGUCCGCGGUCGGGUGGCAGAACACCAAUCAGUACACGGUUUCGGAGCGAUACGUCUGUGAAGUGUCCGCGUGCGACACUGAUUCUUAUUGCGAAUAA